Messenger RNA from Raphanus sativus (radish), 1403 nucleotides. RefSeq names its product delta-9 desaturase-like 5 protein. Bases 326 to 1225 code for a protein of 299 amino acids. Gene Ontology annotation, molecular function: oxidoreductase activity, acting on paired donors, with oxidation of a pair of donors resulting in the reduction of molecular oxygen to two molecules of water. Gene Ontology annotation, cellular component: endoplasmic reticulum membrane. The record is from RefSeq and is a predicted model, not a curated record. The transcript has 5 exons. Lineage: Eukaryota; Viridiplantae; Streptophyta; Magnoliopsida; Brassicales; Brassicaceae. Gene Ontology annotation, biological process: lipid metabolic process.
UAGAGGUGCCGUUAUUACUCAACUACGUACCAAUUAUAGAUCUUUCUUUCUUUCGUAAUGGUACAGUAUUUAAAAAAGUAUAGGCUGUGAAAAACCUUUAAUUUAUUGUUGGGAUGGGUGAAACAUGUGCUGCUGCCAUUAUAUCGAAGAAGAAAUCGAAGGAGGUAGAUAGAGAGCAUUUAAGAAGAGUCGUAAAUUCCAAUUAACAAGGUGUGGACCGUGACACAACGAUAUUAGCCCAUAUAUACCCAUAUCUGCUCAGUCUUAUGUUCAUACAACUUCAUAAGUUACAAGUAAAACAAGUGCAACUCCUCAAGGUUCAGACAUGUGUAAUCCCACCAGAGACGAUGGCUCUAGCCAAAGCGACAUGGUGCCUAAGGAAAAAAGACCAUAUUUUCAGAGAUAUUGGUCGUGGGCUGAUGUAGCAAGAGCGGUAACCGUCGUGACGGUGCACUUUUUGUGUCUCCUGGCGCCAUUUAACUACAAGUGGGAAGCAUUACGGUUCGGUCUAAUUCUCGUCGCAGUGACUAACCUGCUCAUCACAUUCUCGUAUCAUAGGAACUUGGCUCAUCGGAGCUUUAAGCUCCCAAAAUGGCUUGAGUAUCCUAUCGCUUACGCUGCUGUUUUCGCUCUUCAGGGUGAUCCAUUGGAUUGGGUGAGCAUACAUAGGUUCCAUCACCAGUUCACUGAUUCGGACCGUGACCCACAUAGCCCUAAGGAAGGAUUUUUGUUCAGCCAUGUCAUGUGGAUAUUUGACACCCAUUAUAUAAAAUAUAAGUGUGGUGGACGUAACAACGUGAUGGACUUGAAGCAGCAAUGGUUCUAUAGGUUUCUACGAAUGACAAUUGGCUUCCACGUCUUAAUGUUUUGGACCGUCCUCUAUCUCUACGGUGGUUUGCCUUACCUUACAUGCGGCGGGGGCGUUGGAGGUGUGCUAGGGUACCACGUGACAUGGCUCGUUAACUCGGCAUGCCAUAUUUGGGGUUCGAGGUCAUGGAAGACUAAAGACACAUCUCGUAACGUGUGGUGGCUAAGCAUAUUUACGAUGGGAGAGAGUUGGCACAACAACCACCAUGCGUUUGAGCCAUCGGCGAGGCAAGGGUUGGAGUGGUGGCAGAUAGAUAUCACUUGGUACCUCAUUCGACUAUUUGAGGUUCUCGGAUUAGCCACCGAUGUGAAAUUGCCUUCGGAAUUUCAAAAACAGAAACUGGCUCUCGUUCGUUGAUGUUUUAUUUAAAAACUUUGUAUUAUUCGCAUGAUGCACUAAUGAGAAGUUUAUGUAUAAACCAAUCUAUGUUAUAAGUUCUAUAGUAAAAACGACUUACAUAAGUUUGCAACUAUGGUUAUUUGUUAUCUUUUCCAAAAUCAUUUCAAUGUAUUCCAAUAUAAAUGCAUGUUUUACG